Aspergillus clavatus NRRL 1 is the source of this 1941-nucleotide messenger RNA. RefSeq names its product C2H2 zinc finger protein. The record is from RefSeq and is a predicted model, not a curated record. Gene Ontology annotation, cellular component: nucleus. The coding region runs from base 1 to 1941 and encodes 646 amino acids. The transcript has a single exon. Gene Ontology annotation, molecular function: RNA polymerase II cis-regulatory region sequence-specific DNA binding; DNA-binding transcription factor activity, RNA polymerase II-specific. Gene Ontology annotation, biological process: regulation of transcription by RNA polymerase II. NCBI's taxonomy places the organism in Eukaryota, Fungi, Ascomycota, Eurotiomycetes, Eurotiales, Aspergillaceae.
AUGGCUGCGCUGACACAAUCGACUAACGAACCGGUUCCCAUCUCCAAUCCCUUGUCCGGAACGCCCAGCUCCCUCAUCUCAAGCCCACCGGACUCCAUCGCCUUUCUGCGACAAUCGAAGCAGGAUUCGAGCCUAUCCUCAAUCGCCAGUGCCGGACUACACGUCUCGCGAUCGAGAGAAUCCCUACCCCCAAUGGCCACCACGGCGCCUGCCACCGGUCCCAUGGACCGACCACACGAAUCUGACAAGGACUCGGAGCAGAUCAGCUCGCAGGUAGCAAGAGAAGCUCUGGGUGCGAGUGAGAAGCAGCAAGGGGUCCCUAUCCACGACCCUAUGCACAUGUCGUCGGACCAGAUGCAGGUUGAUUCUCACCCCGCGGCAGUUAAUGUCUCCGACGCAUUUGGCGUCGGCGACACCAACGCAACCUUGAUGAAUACCUCGACCGUAGCCAGUCCGGGACCGAUUGAGGAUUCUGCCUCCCAGGAUGGCGAUCGACCACGUCAUCGCGAUGAGGAAGACCUACGGGAAAACAGCAAUAAAGCUUUCUCGUACCCAAUGCCUACAGGGGCACUUGGUGAUCCGCGGCGCGGACUAAGUCUACCCAAUUCUGGCUUCCACAAGAGCGGCCAGCGAUCGCCGUCGGCCAAAAAACACCGUUGUCCCUAUUGUGCGACGGAGUUUACAAGACACCACAAUCUCAAGAGUCAUCUUCUCACUCAUAGCCAGGAAAAGCCGUACGUAUGUCAAACUUGUCAGUCACGCUUUCGGAGACUUCAUGAUCUCAAGCGGCAUACGAAGCUUCACACAGGUGAGCGUCCACACAUCUGUUCCAAAUGUGGACGUCGCUUCGCCCGUGGAGAUGCUCUUGCUCGACACAACAAGGGCCAAGGAGGGUGCGCCGGCCGUCGAGCCAGCAUGGGAAGUUAUGCGCCAGAGGAUGAUUACGGCGAGGGUGCUGUGCCCACCGGUGCCGAAGAUACCAUGGAUGGUCUUGUCUUUGCCGAACCCGAGCGUAUGGACGAAGAGGAUGAGCGGCGGCUCAACAUGCCGAGUAUCAAAAAGCACGAUGCACCUGCAGAAUCUAUCCCACGCUCCAACACCACCAAUAGCUACCAGCCGCGCCAGCCGAGUACUUAUCCUCCGAUCGCCGCUGGCAGGCCCUCUCCCGGAGGACUUUUCCCUCCGCCCACCAGCCACGGCGGCUCCAGCGCCUCGACAUCUCCCAUCUCACAGACUGGAAAUAUGACAUUUCCGCCUUCGGGGCAGCCGUCCGGUGCCUCGGUCUUCCAGACAACGAACGUCACCGAGAGUCCCAAACCACUUUCACCACACAAUGCCCCCCUUCCUUCGCACCAGCUUGGACAUGGUCCAGACAGCCAUGUCCACUUGCAUCGAGCUCACUCCCCCGGCAUGACCCAGUCCUUCCAGCAACAACCUUUCGGUCGUGCAGGGCCUUCCCAGGGCUCUCUCACGGGUCACGGCGUGCCCGGCCUGGGCCUUCCUCCACCGCAACCUGGUGCUCCCCAGCUUCCUCCACCGCCUGGCAUGAGUGCCUCUGAUGGGCGGUUCUCUCUCCAUGCCCAAGGAUCAGUGCAGUCGGCCUCUUCAACUGCCCCGAAGCACAGUUCGUCACAUAGUCAUUCUAGCAACCACAGUGGACCCCUGUCUUCGAAGAUCGGACUUGAUGCCACCCCAGGCAAUGGCAAUCUUCUCCCAGGGCCGCCACAUGAUCCCAGUUUUGCAGAGCAAACUAGGGAUCGGGAGGAUAAACUCUGGGCAUACAUCCGCUCGGUUCAUGAAGAAUUGACAGGGUUGAAGAGCGAAGUGACUGCGCUACGAGCACAGCUGGCCUCGUCAAAUGCAAACGGCUUAGCGUCACCCGUUCCGAACGCCACAUCAACUCAAGCUGAUACCAAUGCUGGUACUACUACUCAACGAUGA